This is a messenger RNA of Penaeus monodon (black tiger shrimp), 1095 nucleotides long. RefSeq names its product gamma-aminobutyric acid receptor subunit delta-like. Gene Ontology annotation, biological process: nervous system process; monoatomic ion transmembrane transport; signal transduction. Bases 1 to 993 code for a protein of 330 amino acids. Lineage: Eukaryota; Metazoa; Arthropoda; Malacostraca; Decapoda; Penaeidae. The transcript has 3 exons. The record is from RefSeq and is a predicted model, not a curated record. Gene Ontology annotation, molecular function: extracellular ligand-gated monoatomic ion channel activity; neurotransmitter receptor activity; GABA-A receptor activity. Gene Ontology annotation, cellular component: GABA-A receptor complex; membrane; synapse.
AUGAACGACAGGGUCGAAAGCCACGAAGAUGCACAGGACAGCACACGCGAGAUCCAGAUGACCCCCAAAAUUAGGGCACCCUUUAGGCAAAAACAAGGCACCUCGAGGGGAGGCACGAGAGAAGAUGACGCGGAAAGGGUCUGGACACCUUUGACUCAGCUGGUUAAUCUCGAGGGCGGACAAGCGCAGCUUCUAGAUACAACUGUCGAGGUCACCACUGCUAACAAUGCUACUAAACCCUCUUUAACUUCCAUCGAAAUGGAUCUGAUAUACCCAGGGACUACUAAUGACCUCACCAUCACGCGACACUACACCGGCAAGUUCACCUGCGAUUUCGAACUGUAUGCUUAUCCCUUUGAUGUCCAGAAAUGUCUGGUGAAACUUCGCCUCCCUCAAGCCCACGAGAGCCACGUCCUCCUCACGCCCGAGGAAGGGCAAGUGCUGUACCUGGGAGCACCCACCCUGACCCUGUACACUGUGCAGAACGUCCGGUUUACGGACGGCUCUGGAGGAAGUCACGUGAGUGUCUACUUUGAGCUCCAUCGACGCAAGGGCGUGAUUGUCAUGUCGACUUUCUUGCCUUCGAUCCUCCUCCUGAUGGUGAGCUGGGCGACUCUCUUCGUUCGGCUGGAUGCGCUUAAUGUGCGUGCCAUGAUGUCCCUCACUACACUCCUGGUUCUUUACACGUUCUUCUCCAAUCUCUCGCGCUCCCUCCCCAGCACGGCGUCGAUCAAACUCAUCGAUAUCUGGUUCUUCUUCAUCAUUUUCCUCCUUUUUGCUAACAUUGUUAUUCAUAUCUUCGUCAAGGUUGAAACCCAGAGGAAAGCUGACAAAAACCAAAUAACUGUGGUGCAGCCUCAAGGGGUAGGACCUUUGACGAAAGAGAAAACACAUAUUUCGCUCAGACUAAUGUUGUUGUAUCGUAAAGUCAUAUUACCAGUAAUCAUUAUAAUCUUCAGUGUUGUAUUCUGGGCCACUGUAUUUUACCAUUAAGUUCCUUGAAUAGGCAGGUUUGCAAGACUUUUCAUCGUGGAACUUUAUAUUAGAACUUCAUAUUUACUUUGUCAGAGAUAAACAAUUACCAGUCUUAAGAAA